Molecule: messenger RNA, 3227 nt
Organism: Nannospalax galili (Upper Galilee mountains blind mole rat)
Lineage: Eukaryota; Metazoa; Chordata; Mammalia; Rodentia; Spalacidae
Gene: Vcam1
Product: vascular cell adhesion molecule 1
Exons: 9
Coding region: 271-2484 (737 amino acids)
Biological process (GO): cell-cell adhesion
Cellular component (GO): membrane
Molecular function (GO): integrin binding
Source: RefSeq, a predicted model, not a curated record
UACUUCAGCCCUGAGAGCAACUGAAAGGGUUAACACACGGGGACUUCGCUGGCUGUCAGUUAAACUUUUUCCCUGGCUCUGCCCUGGGUUUCCCCUUGAAGGGAUUUCCCUCCGCCUCUGCAGCAAGACCCUUUAUAAAGAGCAGACUUUUUAUUUCACACACACCAGCCUGGCUGGCUUUGGGAGCUGAACACUCUUCCCAGACACUUUCACUUGGGGCAGAAAGAAGGUUUGUGAGUUGCUAUUUCUUCACCACAGCGGCAGCUUGAAAUGCCUGGGAAGAUGGUCGUGAUCUUCGGAGCCUCAGCUGUGCUGUGGAUAAUGUUUGCAGCCUCUCAAGCUUUUAAAAUCGAGACCUCCCCUGAAUACAGAACUCUUGCUCAGAUUGGCGACUCUGUCUCCUUGACUUGCAGCACUACAGGCUGUGAGUCCCCAUCUUUCUCUUGGAGAACCCAAAUAGACAGUCCACUAAAUGGGAAAGUGAGGAAUGAGGGGACCAAGUCCAUCCUGACCAUGGAUCCUGUCAGAUUUGAGAACGAACACUCUUAUCUGUGUACAGCAACUUGUGGAUCUGGGAAAGAAGAAAAAGGGAUCCAGGUGGACAUCUAUUCGUUCCCAAAGGAUCCAGAAAUUCACCUGAGUGCUCCUCUGCAGGUUGGGAAGCCUGUCACAGUCAAGUGUUUGGCCCCUGAUGUUUACCCAUUUGACAGGCUGGAGAUGAGUUUACUGAAAGGUGACUCUCUUAUGAAGAAUCAGGAGUUUCUGGAAGACAUGGACAAGAAGUCCCUGGAAACCAAGAGUUUGGAAAUAACCUUUACUCCUGUCAUUGAGGAUAUUGGAAAAGUUCUUGUUUGCAGAGCUAAAUUACACAUUGAUGAAAUUAAUCCCAAAGAAAGGGAGACAGUCAAAGAAUUGCAAGUCUACAUCUCACCCAAGAAUACAGCUAUCUCUGUGCAUCCCUCCACAAGCCUCCAAGAGGGUGAUGCUGUGACAAUGACGUGCUCCAGUGAGGGUCUUCCGGCUCCAGAGAUUCUCUGGAGCAAGAAGCUAGAUAAUGGGAAUCUACAGCUCCUCUCUGGAAAUGCAACUCUUACUUUAAUUGCUAUGAGGAUGGAAGACUCUGGAAUUUAUGUGUGUGAAGGAAUUAAUCCAGUUGGGAGAAACAGGAAAGAGGUGGAAUUAAUUGUUCAAGAGAAACCAUUUACUGUUGACAUCGUCCCUGGACCCCGGGUUACAGCACAGGUUGGGGGCUCAGUCGUACUGACAUGUGCUGUUGAAGGCUGUGAAUCCCCCUCUUUCUCUUGGAGAACCCAGAUAGACAGCCCCCUCAGUGGGACAGUGAGGAGUGAGGGGGCCAUGUCCACACUGACUCUGAACCCUGUGAGUUUUGAUCAUGAGCACUCUUACCUGUGCACUGUGACCUGCAGGCAGAAGAAACUGGAAAAGGGAAUCCAGGUGGAGCUCUACUCAUUCCCUAGAGAUCCAGAAAUUGAGAUGAGUGGACCACUUGUGCACGGGAAACCUGUCACUGUAAACUGCACAGUCCCUAGUGUGUACCCUUUUGACCAUUUGGAGAUCGAAUUACUAAAGGGGGAGACUACACUGAUGAAUAAGUUCUUUUUGGAGGAAAUGGAACGAAAAGCCCUAGAGACCAAAAGCUUGGAGAUGACCUUCAUCCCCACCACUGAAGAUACUGGGAAAGUUCUUGUUUGUCAGGCUAAGUUACAUAGCAGUGAGAUGGAAUCUGACCCCAAACAAAGGCAGAGCACACAGACCCUUUAUGUCAAUGUUGCCCCCAAGGACACUACCAUCUUGGUCAGCCCCUCCCAUGUUCUGGUGGAAGGCAGUCCUGUGAACCUGACCUGCUCUAGUGAUGGCUUUCCAGCUCCAAAAAUCCUGUGGAGUAGACAGCUGAAUGGUGGGGAACUGCAGCCUCUUUCUGAGGAUACAACUCUUACCAUAAUUUCUACAAAAAUCGAAGAUUCUGGCAUUUAUGUGUGUGAGGGGAUUAACCAGGCUGGAAUAAGCAAAAAUACAGUUGAACUGAUCAUCCAAGUUUCUCCAAAAGACAUCCAACUUACAGUUUUUCCUUCUGAGAGUGUCAAAGAGGGAGACACCGUCAUUAUCUCCUGCACGUGUGGAAAUCUUCCCGAAACUUGGAUAAUCCUGAAGAAGAAAGCAGAGACGGGAGACACAGUGCUAAAGUCGGUCGGUGGCGCAUACACCAUCCGCAAGGCUCAGUUGGAGGAUGCAGGAGUGUACGAAUGCGAAUCUAAAAAUGAAGUUGGCUCACAGCUAAGAAGUUUAACACUUGAUGUGAAAGGAAGAGAAAAUAACAAGGACUAUUUUUCUCCUGAACUUCUUGUGCUCUACUGUGUGUCCUCCUUAAUAAUACCUGCCAUCGGGAUGAUCAUUUACUUUGCAAGAAAAGCCAACAUGAAAGGAUCGUACAGUCUAGUAGAAGCACAGAAAUCAAAAGUGUAGCUAACAUCUAAAUUGUUCGAGUAAAGACACUAUUUAUAAGCCCUCAAUCCUGAAUAUUCUUUAUCAUUCCACAAGAAAAACAAGCUGUGUGUUAAAACUUCCCAGAAUGUACGAAAACAGAAAGAAAUUGUUGUCUGGGCUCCUUGCAAUGCACAAGAAAUGAACAGGAAAUCUUCUGAAUGACAAGUCCCUGCUGUUAGAUAGAAUGACUGGACUAGUUCCAUGAUGUGUAUAUAUACUCAUUUGUACAUAUGUAACAUAAAAUGGUGCCAUAUCAAGGCUUCUUAGAAUAGCAGCACUCUGUAUUUAGAUAAAAAAUAAUUAAGCAGUGUUGCUUGGACUGACUGUUGCAACUUAGUGCAUUUAGGAAAGCUUAAUAUUAAUAUUGAUAUUGACUGGCAGCUGACCAAUAUCACCUUUCUUGUAUUUUAUUUCCUUUAACUAAAUUUUAUUCCUAUGAAUUUUAUUGACAAUAAUUUCAUGUUUUAUAUGAGAAGCCAGGGUUUUAUAUUUUCUAGGCAAAUGGCAGAGGGCACUGGUUUGACUUUCAGGUACGACAUGCCUAACUCAUGGUAUAAUGGUUGACCAGGUUUCUCUGUGUGGUACUGUGUGGUACGGAGAUGUUUUAUGAUGUUUCUUUAUCAAGAUCUUGUGUAACUUGACUAAUGUGCCUUAAAAAUGCAACUUCUUUUUAUUUUUCUUUUGUAAAUAGUAUAGUAAAGUGAAAGUUUCUAAACUUGGAA